CGCCUCAACUAAACCCGGGGCCAAACCGGUUCGCGUAUGGAACGGUUUGGGCGAACACUAGCUGCAUACCAAAAUCAAGAAAAACAUCACCACCAGAACCGACAGCAACAAGGAGGGAGGUGACUCAGGUGAGAUAGGGAGACACAGAGGGCGAAACCUGGUAUCAGCCCUCUGGUCUCCGAUCUGCAGAGCCCGAAGUUUCCUAUUCCCGAAUCGCUUCGAUCCGUCGUAUGAUUGAUGCGACGAUCGAAUGCUAAAAGGCCGGAGAAGAUGGAACAGUUGAAGCUUCAAAUGCGGCCGAACGCCACUGCACGAGCCCAGAAAAACGCCACCAGAAGCAACCUAGUAGUCCUCAUCCUGCUCGCCACCGUGAUUGCCGCCUUCUUCCUUCUGUUGGUCCUUGUCUGCAAUUCACGGAAUUCGAUGAGGAGGGGCAAGAAGUACGGGAUCGUGAUCGACGGCGGAAGCACCGGCACCCGGAUCCACGUGUUCGGAUUCGAGUUGGACGGUGGCGGGAGACCCGUAUUUGAUUUCGGUAAGAAAGGUUUGGGGGCAAUGAGGGUGAGCCCUGGUUUGUCUUCGUAUGCGGAGGAUCCGAACCGAGCGGGUGGAUCGUUGGUGGAGCUUCUAGAGUUUGGGAAGAGUAGGGUUCCCAAGGAGCACUGGGGAGACACUGAAGUUAGGCUGAUGGCCACUGCGGGGUUGAGGAGGCUGGAAUUGCGUGUCCAGGAAGCGAUUCUGGAGUCUUGUAGACGGGUUCUUCGGGUAUCAGGUUUUCAAUUUCGGGACAGUUGGGCUUCUGUUAUUACUGGGUCGGAUGAAGGAAUAUAUGCUUGGGUUGUUGCAAAUCAUGCACUUGGCAGUCUUGGAGGUGAUCCUCGGGAAACAACUGGGAUUAUUGAGCUUGGUGGGGCUUCGGCUCAGGUAACCUUUGUUUCAAGUGAACCAGUGCCUCCUGAAUUCUCACAUACUCUUAGAUUUGGGAAUGUCACUUACAAUCUCUAUAGUCACAGCUUGCUUGAUUUUGGUCAGAAUGUUGCACUUGAGUCAUUGCAGAAAUCACUUUUUUCAACAGACCUGAUGGCUGCUGAAUCUCUUCAGAAGGGAAUAUUAAUAGAUCCUUGCACUCCUAAAGGGUAUUCUUUGGAUGGAAAAAAUGAAUACUCAUCUGCUAUUCAUGCCCAGGGUAACUUCUCAGAGUGUCGAGCUGCUGCAUUAAACUUGUUACAGAAGGGAAAAGAGAGAUGUUCAUAUCAUCACUGCUUAGGUUCAACUUUUAUGCCCAAGCUUCAAGGAAAGUUUUUGGCAACAGAAAAUUUCUUUUAUACAUCAAAGUUCUUCGGGUUGGGUUCACGGGCAUUUCUCUCUGAUCUGACGGUGGCUGGACAACAUUUCUGUGAAGAGGAUUGGUCAAAGUUGAAAAGGAAGUAUUAUUCAUUCAAUGAGGAAGAUUUAUUGCACUAUUGCUUCUCUUCAGCAUAUAUAGUGGCUUUUCUUCAUGAUAGUCUUGGAAUUGCUUUGGAUGAUGAAAGGAUUGGAUACGCAAAUCAGGUGGGAGAUAUCCCACUAGAUUGGGCCUUAGGAGCUUUCAUCUUGCAGAGCACAACCAACUUGGAAGCAGAGCACUCUGAUUGGAUCACCACGGUUGUCAGUGAUGAGUCCCCAACCUUGCUCUCUCUAGUUGUCAUCUUAAUCAUAUUGAUGUUUACAGUUUGGUCUAUAUCAAAGUGUAAGAAGCCCCAGUUGAAGACGAUCUAUGAUUUAGAGAAAGGACGGUAUAUAGUCACUCGAAUCAAUAGAUGUUCAUAGUUUAUCCCAGAGAAAAUGCUCCUCCCUGGUUUUGCAGAUCAGGAUUGUAAUUGCAGCAUCUUAUUUUAUUUUAUUUUAUUUUUCUAAUGCUUCUUCGGUCUAGUGUACAAACAAAACCCACUCCAGGGUACAAUGCUGAUGGGGAAAUUUAUGGUGAUAUAGUAUAUGUACAUUAUGAGGUUUCAACACAGAAUACAGAAUCGACUCCAGUUGUCAUUUGUCAAA
Molecule: messenger RNA, 2034 nt
Organism: Vitis riparia (riverbank grape)
Lineage: Eukaryota; Viridiplantae; Streptophyta; Magnoliopsida; Vitales; Vitaceae
Product: probable apyrase 6
Exons: 8
Coding region: 238-1809 (523 amino acids)
Biological process (GO): nucleoside diphosphate catabolic process
Cellular component (GO): membrane
Molecular function (GO): nucleoside diphosphate phosphatase activity
Source: RefSeq, a predicted model, not a curated record